AUGAAGUGGCAUAAUCAGAGCGGUGCAUCUGAAUUUAUCCUCUUGGGACUUCCCAUUUGGACAGAGAAGCAAGGUCUUUAUUAUACUCUUUUCUUGCUUAUGUACCUGACUACGGUGCUGGGGAACCUGCUCAUCAUCUUGCUCAUCAGAUUGGACUCUCAUCUCCAUACCCCCAUGUACUACUUUCUCAGUCACCUGGCAUUUACCGACAUCUCUUUAUCUUCAGUGACAGCCCCCAAAAUGCUAUUUAAUAUGCAGACACGGGAUCAAUCCAUAUCAUAUGAAGGCUGUGUUUCCCAGGUGUAUUUUUUCUUGUAUUUUGCGUGUCUGGACAACCUCCUACUUACCUCCAUGGCCUAUGACAGGUAUGUGGCCAUCUGUCAUCCCCUCUACUAUAUUACAAUCAUGAGUCAAAACUUGUGUUUUCUGUUAGUAAUUGUGUCCUGUAUCCUAUCAUCUGCGGGUGCCCUUUGCCACACACUCCUUCUAGCCCGCCUCUCUUUCUUUGGAGAAAACAUUAUAAUGAGGUGGCAUAAUCAGAGCAGUGCAUCUGAGUUUAUCCUCCUAGGACUUCCCAUCUGGACAGAAAAGAGAGGUCUUUACUAUACUCUUUUCCUGCUCAUGUACCUGACUACAGUGCUGGGGAACCUGCUCAUCAUCCUGCUCAUCAGGCUGGACUCUCGUCUCCACACCCCCAUGUACUACUUCCUCAGUCACCUGGCACUCACUGACAUCUCUUUCUCUUCGGUGACAGCCCCAAAGAUGUUAUUUAAUAUGCAGACACGGAAUCAAUCCAUAUCUUAUGAGGGCUGUGUUUCCCAGGUGUAUUUCUUUUUGUAUUUCGGGUGUCUUGACAACCUCCUUCUUACCUCCAUGGCCUAUGACAGGUAUGUGGCCAUCUGUCAUCCUCUCCAUUACACCACCAUCAUGAGUCAGAGUUUAUGUUUCCUGCUGGUACUUAUUUCCUGUGUCCUAUCCUCUGCUGUUGGCCUCUUGCACACCCUCCUCUUGGCCCGUCUUUCUUUCUAUGAUGACAAUAUUGUCCCCCACUUUUUCUGUGAUGUUUCCGCCUUACUUAAGCUGUCCAGUUCAGAUACUACAGUCAAUGAACUGGCUAUCUUUACAGCAGGAUUUGUGAUAAUUUCUGUGCCAUUUAUAUGCAUUCUGUUCUCUUAUUGUCGUAUUGGUGCCACCAUCCUGAGAGUUCCCUCUACCAAGGGAAUCGUCAAAGCCUUGUCCACCUGUGGCUCUCACCUUACUGUGGUAUCUCUCUACUAUGGAUCAAUUAUUGGGCUGUAUUUUUUGCCCUCACCUAGUAGUAAUUCCAAUGAGAAAGAUAUCAUUGUGGCUGUAUUGUACACUCUGGUAACACCCAUGCUAAAUCCCUUCAUCUAUAGUCUGAGGAAUCGUGAUAUGAAAGGGGCUUUGGGAAAUGUCCUGAGUAGGACAAUAUUUUCAACAAAAUGA
Suncus etruscus (white-toothed pygmy shrew) is the source of this 1467-nucleotide messenger RNA. RefSeq names its product olfactory receptor 50-like. Gene Ontology annotation, biological process: G protein-coupled receptor signaling pathway. Gene Ontology annotation, molecular function: G protein-coupled receptor activity; olfactory receptor activity. The transcript has 2 exons. The record is from RefSeq and is a predicted model, not a curated record. Gene Ontology annotation, cellular component: membrane. Bases 1 to 1467 code for a protein of 488 amino acids. Lineage: Eukaryota; Metazoa; Chordata; Mammalia; Eulipotyphla; Soricidae.